Eublepharis macularius is the source of this 4518-nucleotide messenger RNA. It is a transcript of the gene ASIC4, whose product is annotated as acid sensing ion channel subunit family member 4. The transcript is spliced from 10 exons. Bases 953 to 2569 code for a protein of 538 amino acids. Gene Ontology annotation, molecular function: ligand-gated sodium channel activity. The record is from RefSeq and is a predicted model, not a curated record. Gene Ontology annotation, cellular component: membrane. NCBI's taxonomy places the organism in Eukaryota, Metazoa, Chordata, Lepidosauria, Squamata, Eublepharidae. Gene Ontology annotation, biological process: sodium ion transmembrane transport.
GAUAGGAGGAGGGGGCGUCUCCGCUCGCUUCCGCUCCCCCUCCCCGGCCGCUCCUUCUCCAAUUAGUCAGCCCUGGAGCCUGCGGGCGGGAGCGGAGCGGAGCGGAGGGGCGCCGCGCUGUCCAUUGGACCCAAGCGCCAGCCGAGGCGGGAGGAUCCGGGUCCGGCUGACCGCUUCCCUCUCAACUUUUUCCCCCUUCCAGCCGCCCCCCCCCUUGGCAAAGAGGCGUUUAAGAUCCGCGGCGACGGAAGGUAGGCGUGAGGAGGGAGCCGUCCGCGGGCACCGGGAAGGGACUUACUUGAAGGCAGUGGGGUGGCAGAGCCCUUUCGGAGGAGCUUCACCAGCCCGCAGCAGUUGCAGCAGCCACAACGGCAGAGGCGGGCGGCGUGGUCUCCUUUCCUUGGCACGGACUUUGCCAGCUUGCGAGCGAUUCAAACAAGUGGCUCCGGCGUCACUUUGGAGCGGUGGCUCUGGGAAGCCGGGUUGACGUUGCUGCCCGGCUCUUCCGCCUUGCCGCGUAUCUUCCACUCCCCCCCCUUUUAUUUGAGGAUGAAAUAAUGUUGACAUGCCUUGAAUUAUUAAGUAUCCCCUGGAUUUUAUUAGCGCGCGAUGCCUAAAUGCUGCCUGUAUCUGGUGGGGUCUUAACCGGGCGUGCGGAGGAGCGGCGCACACAGCGGCACAGGGAGCGGCGGGCAGGGCUGACAGCCGGGCUUGUGCAGAUAAGCCGACGGAAGCACCCGCAGAUCACUAGUGAGACAAGAGCCCAGCAGCAGUCCGGCGCUCCGGGGGCCUGGGGCCAGGUUCCCCGGUCCUCCUCCCUCUCCUCCAGCGGGCUUGCUAAUUUGGGGGCGUCCUGCAGCAGCCAGGGGAGAGCGGCCGGUGCCGGGCAGCCCAGGCUCCCGCUGCCUCCCCUCCCUGGGGGGGUCGCGUGCUGCCUGGUGCCUCGGCACAGAUGCCGAUUGAGAUUGUCUGCAAAAUCAAAUUUGCAGAGGAGGAUGAGAAGCAGGCGGCGAAAGAGGAAGGGGACAAGGAGAGCUUGCUAGAGGAGCCCAGCCGGCCACGCCACCCUGACCUGGCUGCCUUUGCGGCCACCAGCACCUUGCACGGCCUUGGUCGCGUCUGCCGCUCGGGGCAGCUGGGAGUCCGGCAGGCCCUCUGGGCGCUCGCCUUCGUGGCCUCUUUGGCCUUUUUCCUCUACCAGGCCGCCCGCUCAGCACUCUUCUACCUGGAGCACCCACACGUCACUGCCUUGGGUGCGGAGGCCACGCACCAGAUGAUCUUCCCAGCUGUCACCAUCUGCAACAUCAACCGCUUCCGCCACUCAGCACUUACUGAUGCCGAUAUCUUCCACCUGGCCAACAUGACCGGACUGCCGCCCAAAGACCGCGAUGGACACAAGGCCUCAGACCUUCUUUACCCUGACCCAGACAUGGCUGACAUUGUCAACCGCACUGGGCACCAGCUGGACGACAUGCUCAAGAACUGCAGCUUCAGUGGGGAGAACUGCUCCGCGGAGAACUUCACUGUGGUCUACACGCGCUAUGGGAAGUGCUACACAUUCAAUGGUGAUCGAAACAAACCACGGGUGACCUACCAGACAGGAAUGGGCAAUGGGCUGGAGAUCAUGUUAGACAUCCAGCAGGAGGAAUACCUGCCCAUCUGGAGGGAGACGAAUGAGACAUCAUUUGAAGCUGGAAUUCGGGUGCAGAUUCACAGCCAGGAUGAGCCCCCUUACAUCCAUCAGUUGGGGUUUGGAGUCUCUCCUGGUUUCCAGACUUUUGUGUCCUGCCAGGAGCAGCGGCUAACGUACUUGCCCCAGCCUUGGGGGAUCUGUCGGGCCAGCGUGAAGGGGGAACAGGUUCUGCCAGGCUAUGAGACCUACAGCAUUGCUGCUUGCAGGUUGCAGUGCGAGAAAGAGGCUGUCGUGCAGAACUGCCAGUGCCGUAUGGUGCAUAUGCCAGGUAAUGAGUCCAUCUGCUCACCAAAUGUCUACAUUGAAUGUGCUGAUCACAUACUUGAUACAGCUGUUGAGGAUUCCCAGGAACGCUGUGUCUGCCCUACGCCUUGCAACUUGACACGGUACAGCAAGGAGAUCUCCAUGGUGCGCAUUCCCAACAAGGGCUCAGCCCGGUACCUUGCUCGCAAAUACAACCGCAAUGAGACCUACAUUCGGGAGAACUUCCUGGUGCUGGACAUCUUCUUUGAGACACUGAACUAUGAGGCAAUUGAACAGAAGAAGGCAUACAACCUGGCAGGGCUUCUGGGGGACAUUGGAGGACAGAUGGGCCUGUUCAUUGGAGCCAGUGUCCUCACCGUCUUGGAAAUCCUUGACUACAUCUAUGAGGUGAUCCGUGACAAAGUAGCCCAUGGCCUAAGGCGCCCCAAGCCACCUAUGAAGAAGCCUUCCGGCAGCAUUGCCACCUUGGGCCUGGAGGAGAUCAAGGAGCAGAGCCCCUGUGAGACGCUGGGCCGCCACUCCGAGGGCACUUACCCCACUGGCCUCCUGCCCAACCAUCACCAUCGCCACCACUACUCGCCCCAAGGGGUCUUCGAGGACUUUGCCUGCUAGGCCAGCUUGUGCACUGCUCCCUCAAAUUGCAGCAGUGCUUCUGGAGCAGUUUUGGGCGCAGUGGAUUCCACCUUAUGCUAACAGGCCUGCCAAGGCCAAGCUACCUUCCCCCACCUCCCAAGGCUUCUAAAAGGCAUACAGUGCUUUAUGCCCCCCUCCUCCUAUAACCUUCCCCCCCGCCCCCGCUGUGCCCUAUCCCUUACUCAGUUCAGCUGGCCCUGCUCCCUCGGGCUUCGUGCCCCCUGUUGAAGCACAUAAUGAGCAUCGGCUGCCAAAAUCAGGGAGAUGGAAUGGGCUCCAGACUGCUCCAUUGACAGGGGAGUUGCCUUUUCUCAGCUUCAAAGUGGGAGGAAGGGCAAUGGGGAAAUGGAGCAUAGUAGGGAGCAAAGUGCGGUCGCAGAAAGAAAAGAUGAAAAUCUAUCCCAGAGCCCAUGCCGGUAUGGUAGCACCAACCAACCAGCUGCUCAGAAGAACCCUACGUGGCAGAUUCUGCCAUUGCCACAAGUUUAUCCCUCUCACUUUGUACUGACCUGUCCAACAUUAAAAUCCGUUCUUACACCUCCGCCUCUUACACCUCCAUGCAUUGCAGACAUCUCAGUAUUUAUACACACAUACACAGAGGAGUCAGGGCAGAACACAAGCUCUGUGUCCCAUCACCUGCUGUUGGGCAGUGCCAUGCACUCUGUUGCCCAAUUAUUACUGUCCAUACAUGCAUCUAUUGUGCCCAUAAUGGGGUUCAAGACACUAUAUAUUGCCCUUUGAAAGGGGCUCCUUUAACUACAUGAGUACUGGUCCUUCCCCAACAGACCAAGGCUGGCCACCUGUCAUCCCUCCCUUACAACUGUAUAUUUGUAUAUAACUGUUUUGGGCUGUGGUUUUUAGCCAGAUAUCCAGUCCUUUAUUGCUGCAACUGCCCUCUGCUGGUGUCACUAAGAACUGCUGGUAGGGCUGGGCACUGACAUAGGCAUCAAAUCUCAGGUUUCCUCCCAGCCCGAGUGCAGAGGCAAACUGAGCAGGGGGCUGCUCGCAGCAACAAAGUUUCCCUGAGUCACCUUUUCCCCAGAUGUACAGUUUCUCCGCCCCCCCCCUCCCAUACCACACUUGCAUCUUCUUCCUUCCUUCACCUCCAAGCAGCAUUCAUUGGGAUUCAGGGUCCAAGCCACAACCACCACACCCCCAGGAGAAAGAAGUAGAACAAUUCAAAGUCCCUAAGAGUACCACAGGCUUCCAAGAGCUCUACCUAGUCCCCCAGGAUUAGGACCCCAGGUUAAAGCACUCAGUAGCAGAAUCAUCCCAUGAAUUUAACACCCCAGUGAGUGGACGUCAAACCACCCUCACAAACAGGAUGUUGACUCCUAGAUGAAUUCCCAAGGGAAGGGGAAUCAUUCCUCCUAAAUGUACAAAGGGGGAUUGUUAAUUCUAGCUUUGUGGUAAGACUCUGAGUAAAAGUACAAUAGAAAAAAACUGACCAAACCACCUUUGUGCUAUGUUUGUGGGAGUAAUGGAGUAUUCCAGAAGGCCCCUAGUAUGUGCCAUCAAGCAUGGAAGAAUCCUCAUGAUAAAAUGGGAGCACUGAAAUCCCACCCCACAUCUACGGAAUUAUGCUUGUUCUCCCAGGGGUGCAUUUCAGGAAGGAAUGUGGCACUCAGAGAAAUAUGCUGCAAAUACUGCCCCCUCACCCCAUUUUCCAGUUAUAACACCAAACUUAUGUAUGUACCAACCAGAAAGCCACAAGCGUAGAGGCACUGGGCUGCUGCCUGCCUGCCUGCCUGCCUGAGAUGUGUGUGGUUCCAGUGGGUUCAGCUCUACAGGUUGCAUGGGGCUUCAUCUGGGACCCAGCCAGGGAUUUUCCCAGGAAUGACCGAUCAUCUUCACAACUUUACUGAGCGCAAGUCGCUGUUUUACAGAUGUACAAGUUUCUCCCAAUAAAGAGGCACAAAUUAGAAAUC